AUGUUUUAUCCGUUGUUGAGCUACUUGCAAGUUGAGACGGAGUUGGCAAAGAAUAGUGUCCCUGUCCUAGAGUGUAGUAUUCACAGCUUCAACUGCGGAAGUGCCAGGAAUGUAAGAUUGAAUAGUUGGAGGUGGUUUCCCAUAGACGGCUUCAUGAGGUUGAAUGGCAGAAUGGUAUGUAGUAUUAUACCACCAUUCGGCCCAUGGGAGCCAUGUGGACCAACUAGGGAGUUUAUCCCCUGCAAAACAACGCAAAUAAUGCUCAAGGGUAUGGUUCAAGACCUCAGUUUGGCCAUUGGACUAGGGAUGAUAUGCAGAGCUGUGGCAAAGCUUGGUCCCCUGUAG
Messenger RNA from Prunus armeniaca (apricot), 345 nucleotides. NCBI's taxonomy places the organism in Eukaryota, Viridiplantae, Streptophyta, Magnoliopsida, Rosales, Rosaceae. The record is from the annotation of a GenBank genome assembly.